AUGAAGAACUCUGGGACUGCAAUGGCGGCUAUGUUAGUCAGUCGUGUCCUGUUGCCUCAAAGGCUUUCUCAGCAUCUUCCUAAGGUUCCGUGGGUCAGAAUGUUAAGUUCUGACACUAGUGAUAAUGGAGAAAAACCAAAGAUAUCAGUGGAAGACCACACGCCCACCCUCUCUGAUUUAAAAGAAACACUCAAGGGAAUAAGUACAGAAGCAAGCCGGCCAGUUGUGCAAGCAGUGAAAGGAGAAAAAGAACAAGUUGUAAAAAAAUCAUUCCUAGAGAUUCUUAUUCCCAAAGUGUCACAAACCAAGGGAGCGAUAAAAGGAAAAGAAAAUGGAAUUGCGAAGAAGGGCGAGGGAAAAAUUUCAGUCGGUGGUGUCCUUUCCUUCUUGGCGAAACCCUCACAAGAGCCUAUAGGGAACAAAAGUCUGAAGAGUAUUCGAGAAAGGUCAUUGGGAAAUGCUAGUGAGCUGAGAAAAAGUAUUAUGGGUGAUAAAACGAAUGUCAAAUUUCCAGCAUGGGAAGGAGAGAGAUCACAGUGGAUAGAAAAGAGCCUCGAGGACUUCGAGAAGGCACAGACUAACUCGACUACUGCUAAGGCACAAAAAACUGAUCCCAAGCUGAAUGAGAAAAUCAAAAAGGUACUGUCAGGACUACAGGUGGGACCUCAAAAGAGUGGAACAGCUGAGAGGCUUGUUGCGGCAGCGGAAAACUGGGGUAAAACCCUCAACACUCGAAAGAGAUUGAUUCAAGAGGAAUACUUACAGCAAACCACACAGAAUUUGUCAGAGGCACCAAGCUGGGUGUCAUUUGACGAGGGCGAGAAGACUGGGUUAUUUGAUAACGUCUUCAAGGAGGCAAAACACGGAAAGUUGAACCCCAUCUCUCAAUCUGAUUUUUUGUUCCAUCUCUUCGUCACAAACAGGUUCCAGACCCAAGAGUCAGUAGGAGUGUUGAGGAAUUCAUUCAGUGAACAAGUGAGGCUUUCCAACAGGCUCUGGACAUACCCAAUAGACAAUGAAGUGUGUAACUCAGUAGAAGAACAGAACACCAGUUUUGAAGAGCAUGUAUUUCUGGAGUACUUAUUGGAUGAGUUUCCUAAUAAAGGUCCAGUUCGCCGUUUCAUGGAAUUGGUCAUCAAUGGAUUACAGAAAAAUCCAUUUUUGACUGUGGCACAGAAAAAGGAAAGAGUUGGAUGGUUUCAUGAUUAUUUUGCCAAUUUUUCUGAAGAGGACCUUAAUUUCUGA
Molecule: messenger RNA, 1245 nt
Organism: Pocillopora meandrina
Lineage: Eukaryota; Metazoa; Cnidaria; Anthozoa; Scleractinia; Pocilloporidae
Source: the annotation of a GenBank genome assembly